GCGCCAAAUCGAAUGGAAUCGAGUAAACACAGCUAGCUGCAGCAGCAGUGCACUGUCACUGCGCAAAGCACGUGUACUUGCACUACUACUAGUUAACAUUCUGUACUGUUUAAUAUUGUCGUUUAAUCCCACUGCGCUGGCUUGAAUUGAUCAUCAUCAAGAUCAAGGUUGAGUUGCUGGAGCUGGAGUGAGUGUGUGACUUGUGAGGUUCGUCCAUCAUGGCUCUACAAUCGACUCAUCAACUUUCUUUGGAUUCAAGUCAAGAACAAGGAUUUAUCUCCUUUUUACGUUCAAUGCCGGAGAAACCAGAAACAACAUUCAGAGUGUUUGACAGAACUGAUUACUACACAGUACAUGGUCAGGAUGCAGUGUUUGCUGCUAAAGAAGUCUUCAAGACUUUGGGUGUUAUUAAACAUUUGGGCUCAGGCCCAAACAAGAUUGAAUCAGUGGUCCUCAGUAAAAAGAAUUUUGAAUCUGUCGUGAGAGAUCUGCUGCUAGUCAGACAGUACCGAAUAGAGGUGUAUAGUAACCAGGCAACAGGCAAAGGCAACAGCUGGACACUAGCAUACAAGGCGUCUCCGGGGAACCUGAGCCAGUUUGAAGAGAUUCUCUUCGGCAGCAAUGACAUGUCCACUUCGGCUUCGGUCAUUGCGGUCAAGGUGGCCGGAGAGAGCGGACAGAGGAUCGUCGGGGUGGGGUACGCCGAUGCGACGUUGAGGGAGCUCGGAGUGUCGGAGUUUGCGGAUAAUGACCAGUUUUCAAACCUUGAGGCACUCAUUGUACAGCUUGGCCCCAAAGAAUGUCUGCUGUGCUCCGGUGGUGACCCUAACAAUCCUGAAUUCGCAAAGCUGAAGCACGUAGUCCAGCGUGGUGGAUUGCUCAUCUCCGAUCGUAAGAAGGCAGAUUUCAAUUCCAAGGAUAUCGUUCAGGAUUUGAAUCGUCUUCUGAAGGUCGGCAGAAACGCAGAACAAGUCAACAGUAAAGCCCUCCCUGAGAUGGAUAAAACGAAUGCCAUGGGAUCUGUGUCAGCUCUUAUCAAGUAUAUGGAGCUCCUGGGAGAUGAGACUAACUUUGGACAAUUCAAGCUGACGACCUUUGACCUGAGUCAGUAUAUGAAGUUGGAUGCUGCUGCUGUCACAGCUCUUAACCUCGCAUCAACUGGUCCAGAAAGGGACGUCAACCGAGGGAUGAGUCUGACGAAGCUUCUCAAUAAAUGUAAAACAGCUCAGGGUCAAAGGUUACUAGGACAAUGGAUCAAGCAGCCUCUGCUCGACAAAAAUAGAAUCGAGGAAAGGCUAGACCUUGUCGAGACAUUCUUCAACGACCUGGAGCUACGACAGACAUUGCAAGAAGAACCGCUAAAGAGAAUCCCAGACUUCCAACGCUUGUCCAAGAAGUUCCAACAUAAGAGGGCGACAUUACAGGACUGCUACAAGGUUUAUCAAGCUGUUGAUUACCUCCCGAACCUGAUUGAGAUCAUCGAGAAACACGAAGGAAGCAAGGCCCUUCUGCUGAGGGAAUUAUUCACCAAUCCUUUGAAGGAGAUUUUGAUGGACUUCUCAAAGUUCCAGGAGAUGGUUGAAUCAACCCUUGAUCUGGAACAGGUUGAGAAUCAUGAAUUCCUCAUCAAACCAGACUUUGAUGAAAACUUGAUGGUCCUCAGAACCAAGAUGGAUGAACUGGAGGAUGAGAUCAAAGGUCAGAUAAACAGGGUUGCCAAGGAUCUUGGUUUAGAAGCCAACAAAACCAUCAAACUGGAGUCUAAUAAUCAACUUGGUUACUUCUUCAGAGUCACACGCAAGGAGGAGAAAGCUCUAAGAAACAGCAACAAGUAUUCCACCAUCGACACCAACAAAAAUGGCGUUCGCUUCACCAACUCCAAGCUAAAAAGUUUGAACGAGGAGCACAUGGCCGCCAAGGAAGAAUACAAUGAGACUCAAAAAGCUGUAGUGGAUGAAAUCAUAGGCAUAGCGUCUGGAUAUGUGGAGCCUAUGCUAAGUAUGAAUGACAUCACUGCACAACUGGAUGUACUUGUCAGCUUUGCACACGUAUCUGCCGGUGCUCCCAUCUCCUACGUCCGACCGAUGCUUCAUGACCAGGGGGAGGGCGUCCUUCGCCUUGCUCAGUCGAGACAUCCGUGUCUAGAAAUGCUUGACGACGUGGCCUUCAUACCCAAUGAUGUGACCUUUGAGAAGGACAAGCAGAUGUUCCAUAUCAUCACCGGACCAAACAUGGGCGGCAAAUCUACCUUCAUUAGACAGGUCGGUAUGGUGGUCUUGAUGGCCCAGAUCGGUUGCUUCGUACCCUGUGAGAAGGCAGAGGUAUCCAUCGUUGACUGUAUCCUGGCCAGGGUAGGAGCGGGAGACUGUACGCUUAAAGGAGUCUCAACAUUCAUGGCUGAGAUGCUGGAGACCGCAUCAAUCCUCAGAUCUGCUACAAGCAAUUCAUUGAUCAUCAUUGAUGAGCUCGGACGUGGGACCUCCACCUAUGAUGGAUUUGGACUGGCAUGGGCCAUUUCGGAGCAUAUUGCCACUAAUAAUUGUGGCAUGUGCCUGUUUGCAACCCACUUCCAUGAGUUGACUGCCCUCGCUGACGCUGUACCGACGGUCAAUAACCUUCAUGUUACUGCCCUGACAUCACACGAUCAAUUGACUCUUCUUUACAAAGUCAAACCUGGUGUUUGCGAUCAGAGUUUUGGUAUCCAUGUCGCCGAGCUUGCCCACUUUCCUCAGAAAGUAAUAGACUUUGCCAAAGAGAGGGCCGCAGAGCUAGAAGACUUCCAGAGUAUCGCAUCGUCCGUUUCGACCAGUAUGGAAGGCUUGGAUGAACCCUCGGCCAAGAAGCGCAGGCUGGAUAAGCAGGAAGGGGAAGCCAUAAUACAGGAUUUCAUGUCAAAGGUCAAGGCCAUUCCUCUAGACGAGCUCUCUGAAGAUGAAGUCAUGAGCCGGAUACAGUCCCUCAAAGCAGACGUACAGGCAAAGAAAAACUCCUACAUUGAAGAAUUGCUGUCCAGAGGAACCUAGGUACCACUCGGAUACCCCUAGCCAGAGUUAUACAAGCAAAGAGAAAUACUUACUUUGAAAAAUGGCUUUCCAUGAAGGCAGAGGUAAAGCAAAGAGAAAUGCCUACAUUGAAGAACCUGUUUCCAGAGGAACCUAGAUUCCACUACAAA
Lytechinus pictus (painted urchin) is the source of this 3172-nucleotide messenger RNA. Its product is annotated as DNA mismatch repair protein Msh2-like. Gene Ontology annotation, cellular component: nucleus; MutSalpha complex. Lineage: Eukaryota; Metazoa; Echinodermata; Echinoidea; Temnopleuroida; Toxopneustidae. Gene Ontology annotation, biological process: mismatch repair; mitotic recombination. The transcript has 21 exons. Bases 219 to 3023 code for a protein of 934 amino acids. The record is from RefSeq and is a predicted model, not a curated record. Gene Ontology annotation, molecular function: mismatched DNA binding; ATP binding; ATP-dependent DNA damage sensor activity.